AUGCCUCUUUUGCAUGUCAACCAUGUAGUAUUGAUCAACAUUUCUGUAAAACGACUGGACCCACAAUUUGAGAUUGAUUGGGUUGAUCCUGGCUGGUCUACUUGUUUCCAACUUCCAUUGACUGUUGCUGUUUUGCAGAAGAUGGUUGAUCGCAAGGCUGUGAUUAAGAAUGCCGACAUGUCUGAGGACAUGCAACAAGAUGCAAUCGACUGUGCAACGCAAGCGCUUGAGAAGUACAACAUCGAAAAAGACAUUGCCGCAUACAUCAAGAAAGAGUUCGAUAAGAAAUACAACCCCACGUGGCAUUGCAUUGUAGGAAGGAACUUCGGCUCAUAUGUGACCCAUGAGACGAAGCACUUUAUUUACUUCUACUUGGGUCAAGUGGCCAUUCUUCUAUUCAAGUCAGGAUAA
This is a messenger RNA of Ostertagia ostertagi, 411 nucleotides long. Lineage: Eukaryota; Metazoa; Nematoda; Chromadorea; Rhabditida; Trichostrongylidae. The record is from the annotation of a GenBank genome assembly.